AUGAGGCCGACGCUAUCCCGGCCAUUUCAAUACACUCUCCGAGUGCUCGGCCAUGAGAAUCCCUUGGGACUCCCCAAGUCAGGCACGCCGCCGAAUUGGCCCAAGAAACCUGUCCAGCGCAAGAUCCGUGGCGUAGAAAAGGUCAUCGCCGUCUCGUCCGCCAAGGGUGGCGUUGGCAAGAGUACGAUUGCAGCAAACCUAUCACUGGCCUUUGCCCGACUCGGUUACCGCGCUGGCAUUUUGGACACCGACAUCUUUGGUCCAUCUAUCCCGACGCUCUUCAACCUGUCGGGAGAGCCUCGGUUGUCACAAAACAACCAGCUGGUCCCAAUGACAAACUAUGGUGUCAAGACUAUGUCGAUGGGCUACCUCGUACCAGAAGAGGACGCUGUGGUGUGGAGAGGACCGAUGGUGAUGAAGGCUAUCCAACAACUACUUCACGAAGUUGACUGGGGCGCCUUGGACAUCCUUGUUCUUGAUCUGCCUCCUGGUACCGGCGACACGCAGCUAACCAUUACUCAGCAGCUUCUUCUUGAUGGGUCCAUCAUCGUCACCACGCCUCACACACUCGCCGUCAAGGAUGCUGUCAAGGGCAUCAACAUGUUUAACAAGGUCAACGUCAACAUCUUGGGCUUGAUCCAGAACAUGUCACUCUUCAACUGCCCACAUUGUCACGGCAAUACGCACGUCUUCGGGUCCAAUGAGAGAGUCGAGCGCAUGUGCAGAGACCACAACAUCAGCUUCCUGGGCGACGUCCCCUUGCACCAAUCCAUCGGCGACAAUGCAGACCUGGGCAAGCCUACUGUUGCGGCAGAGCCGACGAGCGAGAGGGCCGAAAUCUUCCUCAAGAUCGCCAGAGACAUUGCGCCGAAGAUUGACCUUUGCAUGCCUUAG
This is a messenger RNA of Colletotrichum higginsianum IMI 349063, 894 nucleotides long. RefSeq names its product Nucleotide binding protein. The record is from RefSeq and is a predicted model, not a curated record. The transcript is spliced from 5 exons. Gene Ontology annotation, biological process: iron-sulfur cluster assembly; mitochondrial respiratory chain complex I assembly. Gene Ontology annotation, molecular function: 4 iron, 4 sulfur cluster binding; ATP binding; ATP-dependent FeS chaperone activity. Bases 1 to 894 code for a protein of 297 amino acids. Gene Ontology annotation, cellular component: mitochondrion. NCBI's taxonomy places the organism in Eukaryota, Fungi, Ascomycota, Sordariomycetes, Glomerellales, Glomerellaceae.